Messenger RNA from Syngnathus typhle (broad-nosed pipefish), 14717 nucleotides. It is a transcript of the gene lrp1bb, whose product is annotated as low density lipoprotein receptor-related protein 1Bb. NCBI's taxonomy places the organism in Eukaryota, Metazoa, Chordata, Actinopteri, Syngnathiformes, Syngnathidae. The record is from RefSeq and is a predicted model, not a curated record. Gene Ontology annotation, molecular function: protein binding; calcium ion binding. Bases 40 to 13977 code for a protein of 4645 amino acids. The transcript is spliced from 92 exons.
GACGCGCCGUGGCUCCUGAUAAGCCCGCUCUCCGAAAACAUGUCCGAGUUUUUCCUCCUCACCUUCUUAGCCCUUUUCUCGGGAUUAUUUCCAUGCAUCGAGCCGUCGCCAGGGACGGAUGAGCGCAAAGAGGCCAUCUUGUGUGACGUUGGCGAGUUUCACUGUCACGAUCAAGAGCGCUGCGUCCCCGAGGCCUGGCUGUGCGACGGCGAGCCCGACUGUCCCGAUGACUCCGACGAAUCUGACGUGACUUGCGCACGAGAGGUCGUGAUCAGAUGUCCGCUCAAUCACAUACAGUGCAUCGGGACGAAAAAAUGUAUUCAUUUCAACAAACUCUGCAACGGGGCGAGAGACUGCCAGGACGGCUACGAUGAGGGAGUCCACUGUCGAGAGCUGCUGUCAGCCUGCCACGAGCUGCGGUGUCGCUACGGCUGCGUCAUGACAAGGAACGGCACCUUCUGUUUCUGCGCUGACGGUUUCGAGGUCGGCGAGGACGGCACGAGCUGCCGAGACCAUGAUGAAUGCGCCCAAUACGGCUCGUGCAGCCAAACCUGCAGCAACACGUACGGCUCAUACAAUUGCGGCUGCGUGGAAGGCUACGUCCUGCAACCCGACAAGACCUCCUGCAAAACCAAACAAGAUCCCGGCGACAAGCCUCCCGUGCUUCUCAUGGGCGGAUCGGAUCGGAUUGUCAUCGGCCAUCUAAACGGAACGGGCUUCCUGCCCCUGAGGUCUCUGAGUGUCAAUGGCAGUCUGGCCAUGGAUUUCCAGCACAAGCAGGACAAGCUGUGCUGGCUUCUGGCCAAAGAAUCCUCGGGGCAACUUCGCUGUGCUGAAAUGAAGAAUCUACGCAGACUCACGCGGGAAAAGGAAAUAAUCACACAAAAACACUUGCACAAUGCCGAGCACAUGGCUAUCGAUUGGCUGACGGGCAACUUCUAUUUUGUCGACCGGGUCAGCGACAAGAUUUUCGUGUGCGACCAGACCGGCGCCACUUGCGUGACUCUCCUCCAGUUCGACCUGCCGAAUCCCAAAGGAAUCGCUCUGGAUCCUCUCACGGGAAUGAUGUUCUUCACCGACUACGGGAACGUGGCCAAGGUGGAGCGCUGCAACAUGGAUGGCACCAACAGGACCCGGCUGGUGGAUUAUAACAUUGAGCAGCCCACAGCUGUGGCAUUGGACGUGGUCAAAAGGCUGGUGUAUUGGGCAGAUGCCUACCUGGAUUACAUCGACGUUGUGGAUUACCAAGGCAAAAACCGACACAACGUCAUCCAGGGAAACCGAGUGUCACAUAUUUAUGCAUUAGCCGUGUUUGAGAAUUUCCUCUAUGCUAUCGAGCGUACCCACUCCGAUCCUUCCAAAGAGACUUUGGGUGUGGCGCUACUGCAAAUCCACAGAUUCAACAUCACAGCAGAGGUGCAGACACUUGCAAGUCUCGGGAAUACGCAAGUACUACGUGUUUACCACAAAGUCGCUCAACCCCAAGUCAAGUCUCAUGCCUGUGAAAUGAAUUCCUUUGGGAAAUUGGGCGGAUGCUCCCACAUUUGCCUUCUGAGCGGCAGCUACAAGUCCAGAACGUGUCAUUGCCGUGUCGGGUACACCCUCGGUUCCGAUGGACAGUCCUGUAAAAAGCCCCCGAACAAUCUCUUCCUGUUCUACGGGAAGGGGCGUCCCGGUGUCAUCCAAGGUUUGGAUAUGAACGUCAAGUCUAGCGACGAGCACAUGGUGCCCAUCGAGGACCUGGUCAACCCUCGAGCUAUCGACUACCACGCCGCAUCGGGACACAUUUACUUUGCCGAUACCACCAGUUUCCUCAUCGGGAGGCAAAACAUCGACGGAAGCGGCAGGGAAACGAUACUUAACGAGGAACUGGACAACGUUGAAGGCCUCUCAGUGGACUGGAUUGGUAAUAACUUGUACUGGACCAACGAUGGCUACAGGAAAACAAUCAGUGUUGCCAGGUUGAUGAGUGCCUCUGAGACCAGGAAAACUCUCUUGGAAGGGAACAUGUCGCACCCCCGGGCCAUCGUGGUGGACCCUCUGAACAGCUGGAUGUACUGGACCGACUGGGAAGAAGAUGAGGUCAACGACAGCAUUGGGAGGAUCGAAAAAGCCUGGAUGGACGGCUCAAACCGCCGCAUUUUUGUCACCACAAACAUGCUGUGGCCCAACGGCUUGACCUUGGACCACAGUUCCAGCAGCAUGUAUUGGUGCGACGCCUACUACGAUCACAUUGAAAAGAUUUUCCUCAACGGCACGGGGCGAAUGGUGGUCUACAAUGGAAAAGAGCUCAACCAUCCAUUUGGAAUAUCCCAUUAUCGCAAUUUUAUCUUUUGGACGGAGUACAUGAAUGCGUCAGUCUUCCAGCUGGACUUGUCCACGGGGGAUGUCAAUGUGCUGCGAAGUGAGAGACCGCCAUUAUUUGGCCUGCGAGUUUAUGACGCACAAAGUCAGCAAGGUGACAACGCCUGCAGUUUGAAUUAUGGCGGCUGUAGUACCCUCUGCCUUGCCAUCCCAGGAGGCAGAGUGUGUGCCUGUGCUGACAACCAGCUUCUGGAGAAGAACAAUGUCACCUGUGCAGGUUCCGGCAGCGCUCCAGAACCGCAGCGGUGUAAAAAGGAAGAAUUCCAGUGCCGUAACGGGCGCUGCAUCCAGGCGCUGUGGAAAUGCGACGGAGACGACGACUGUCUGGACGCCAGCGACGAAGAAAGCCACACUUGCUACAAUCACUCGUGUCCGAUCGAUCACUUCAAAUGCAAAAACAAACGCUGCAUUCCCAAGAAAUGGCUUUGCGACGGGACAAACGACUGCGGUAGCGACGAGGACGAGGCCAACGUCACGUGUUCAGCCCGGUCAUGUCAGGCUGACCAGUACGCGUGUCAGAACGGGCGGUGCAUACCUCAAGCGUGGCUCUGUGAUCGCGAGGACGACUGCGGCGACGCGACUGAUGAAGUAUCGUGCACGUUUCCCACUUGUGAGAUCCUCACGGCGUUCACCUGUUCCAACGGACGCUGCAUCAGUGAAAAGUGGCGCUGCGAUUCAGACGACGACUGCGGCGAUGGUAGCGAUGAAGCGGGCUGCGCCCGGCCUUGCGCCAACAACCAGUUCCAGUGCGCUAGCGGCCGCUGCAUCCCGGGUCACUGGGCCUGCGAUGGCGAUAACGACUGCGGAGACUUCAGCGAUGAGAACGCCACCUGCCGGGGUGGAUCGGCAGCCCUGCCAUCUGUGAUUGAGUGCAGCGGGGAGGAAUUCCACUGCGUCACAGAUGGGACCUGCAUCCCCGAGCGCUGGAGAUGCGACGGAGACAAGGAUUGCGAAGACGCCAGCGACGAGAAAGACUGCCGAGGCACCAAAAGGAUGUGCGACCCCAAGGCCAAGUUUACCUGCAAAGAUACGGGUAAGUGCAUCACAAAGAGCUGGGUAUGCGACGGCGACAUCGACUGCGAGGACCGCUCGGACGAGGAGUCCUGCGAGUCGUCCGUCUGUAAGCCGCCCAAGUACCACUGCGCCAACGACACCUCCGUCUGCCUGACGCCGGACAAGAUCUGCAACAGUAAAGUGGACUGUGCCGACCGCUCGGACGAAGGACCCGUUUGCGACUUGUGUCUGGUGGCCCGAGGCGGCUGCAGCCACAUGUGCACGGUGGCGCCGGGGAAAGGGGUCGUGUGUUCCUGUCCCCCGGGACUUCACCUGGACUCCAGCAACAAGACAUGCGAGGUGGUGGACUACUGCAGUCGCCACCUGAAGUGCAGCCAAGUGUGUGAGCAGUACAAGACCACAGUCAAGUGCUCGUGUUAUCCCGGAUGGAGGCUGGACCCCGACGGAGACAGCUGCCACAGCACAGAUCCCUUUGAGGCUUUCAUCAUUUUCUCCAUUCGCCACGAGAUAAGACGGAUAGACCUUCACAAGAGGGACUACAGCCUGCUUGUACCGGGGCUGAGGAAUACCAUCGCCUUGGAUUUCCACUUUAAUCGCAGCCUCCUUUACUGGACAGAUGUGGUGGAGGAUAAGAUCUACCGGGGAAGGCUCUCCGAGACUGGAGGGGUGACUGGGAUUGAGGUGGUCAUACAACACGGCCUGGCCACCCCGGAAGGCCUGGCUGUGGACUGGGUUACGGGAAAACUGUACUGGAUCGACAGUAAUCUGGACCAGAUCGAGGUAGCCCAACUGGAUGGACAAAUGCGGGCAACGCUGAUAGCGGGCGGGAUGGAACAUCCCCGAGCCAUCGCUUUGGACCCGCGGCAAGGCAUUCUCUUCUGGACCGACUGGGACGCCACGUUCCCCCGAAUCGAAGCGGCGUCGAUGAGCGGACAAGGUCGUCACAUUGUGUUUAAAGAUAUGGAGAUUGGAGCCUGGCCCAAUGGACUGACACUGGAUCAUCUGGAAAAGAGGAUUAUUUGGACCGAUGCACGCUCGGACGCCAUUUUCUCGGCGCUCUACGACGGCAGCGGCGUCAUCGAGAUCCUCAAGGGCCACGAAUACCUGUCGCACCCUUUUGCCGUCUCGCUCUUCGGAGGAAGCGUCUACUGGACGGAUUGGAGGACCAACACUCUGGCAAGGGCCAACAAGUGGACGGGUCGAAACGUCACCGUCAUCCAGAAGACCAGCGCUCAACCUUUUGACCUGCAGAUCUUCCAUUCCAGUCGACAGCCGCAAGCCUCCAACCCUUGCGAGGGAAAUGAUGGACGCGGUCCCUGCUCGCAUCUGUGUCUCAUCAAUUACAACUCCACCGCAUCUUGCACCUGUCCGCACCUUAUGAAGCUCUCGCCCGACCAACAAUCCUGCUUUGCCUUGAAAAGAUUUCUCCUCUAUGUGCGGCGCUCGGAAAUCCGAGGCGUGGACAUCGACAACCCGUACAUGAACGUCAUGACGGCCUUAACGGUGCCGGACAUUGACGAUGUCACCGUGGUGGAUUACGACGCAGAGGAAGAGAGGAUUUAUUGGGCUGACGUUAAAACCCAAACUAUCAAACGGGCUUUCAUCAACGGCACCCAACUGGAGACCAUCAUUUCUUCAGACAUAGUCAACUGCCGCGGUCUGGCUUUGGACUGGCUUUCCAGGAACUUAUAUUGGCUUAGCUCGGAGAAUGACGAGUCACAAAUCAAUGUUGCUCGCUUUGAUGGCUCCCUGAAGACUUCAGUCAUCCACGGCAUUGAUAAACCCAGAUGCCUUGUAGUGCACCCCGUCAAGGGGAAAAUCUAUUGGACAGAUGGCAACACCAUUAACAUGGCCAACAUGGACGGAAGUAACAGCAAGGUCCUCCACCAGAACCAGAGGGAACCUGUCGGUCUCUCGGUGGACUACGCCGCUAACAAGCUAUACUGGAUUAGUUCGGCCAAUAACACCAUCAACAGGUGCAAUUUAGACGGAACUGGGCUUGAGGUGCUGGAAACUCGAAAGAAAGAUCUCAACAAAGGCACCGCCCUGGCCGUAAUGGGCAAUAAACUAUGGUGGGCAGAUGAUGAAUCUGCACAACUCGGAACUGUCAACAAGAGAGAUGGGCGGAACUUUGUCAAUCUGAGAAACAAGACUGGCGGGGUCCUUCACAUGAAAGUGUAUGACCGGGAAGGUCAGAAAGGAAGGAACCUUUGCCAAAUCAACAACGGCGGAUGUUCGCAGCUCUGUUUUCCGACGUCUGAAAGCAGCCGAAGCUGCUCUUGCACUGUUGGAUACAACCUCAGAAGCGAUCGCAUGUCCUGUGAGGGUAUGGAUUCAUUUGUGAUGUAUUCCAUCCAUGAGGGUAUAAGAGGGAUCUCUCUGGACCCAAAGGACAAUGCUGAAGCCCUCAUGCCAAUCACGGGAACGCUUUUUGCUGUGGGGCUGGACUUUCAUGCAGGGAACGACACCGUGUACUGGACGGACAUGGGCCUUAACAGAAUAUCCAGAGCGAAACGAGAUCAGACCUGGAGGGAGGACAUUGUAACUUCUGGCAUUAGCAGGGUGGAAGGCAUCGCUGUUGACUGGAUGGCCGGGAAUCUUUACUGGACGGACCACGGCUUCAAUCUCAUCGAAAUAUCUCGUUUGAACGGCGCGUACCGCUCGGUGGUCAUAUCUGAAGGUCUGGAUCAGCCCCGAGGCAUCGCUGUCCACCCUCAGAAGGGGUAUCUCUUCUGGACCGAGUGGGGCCAGAAUCCGUGUAUUGGCCGCUCCCGCUUGGAUGGUUCGGACCAAGUCACCUUGGUCAACUCGGGUAUUAUGUGGCCCAACGGCAUUUCUAUCGACUACGAGGAAAAUACAUUAUACUGGUGUGACGCCCGGACCGAUAAGAUCGAGAGGAUCAACCUUGAGACAGGCGAGAGCCGGGAGAUAGUACUGUCUUCGGCCAACGUGGACCUCUUCUCGGUGGCUGUCUUUGGGCCUUACAUCUACUGGGCUGACAGGGCCUUCUCCAACGGUUCAAUCCGACGAGGCUUGAAGACUGACAGCAGCGAGGCCGUGACGAUGAGGAGUGGCCUCGGGGUCAAUUUGAAGAGUGUGACGGUCUUCACUAGAGGCAGAGAGAAAGGUUCCAACCCAUGCGCCAGGAACAACGGCGGUUGUCGACAGCUUUGCUUUCACGUGGGCGGCGGGCGUCGAACCUGCUCCUGCGCCCACGGCCGCUUAUCGGAGAACGGCUUUUCCUGCGAGCGCUACGAAGGUUAUCUUCUCUACUCGGAGAGGACGACUCUGAAAAGCAUCCACCUCGCCGACGAGAAUGACCUCAACUCGCCGGUGCAGCCUUUGGAAAACCUGGCUCUUUUCAAGAAUGUCAUCGCCUUGGCAUUUGACUACGGUCAGCAUACGCUUGGCACCAAUCGCAUCUUUUUCAGUGACGUGCACUUUGGAAACAUCCAGAUGAUCAACGACGACUGGACCGGACACUCAGUCAUUGCAGAAAGCGUGGGUUCGGUCGAGGGGUUGGCCUACCACCGAGCCUGGGAUAUGCUUUAUUGGAGCAGCUCCACGACCUCCACCAUCACCAGGCAAACCAUCGAGCAGAGAGGAACUGGCGUUCUUGGCCGGGAGGCUGUGGUUACGCUUUCUGAGGAAGACCACCCACACGCCUUGGCCCUGGAUGAGUGUCAAAACCUGAUGUUUUGGAGCAACUGGAACGAGCAGAGAGCCAGCAUCAUGAGGGCAACUUUAUCAGGCAAGAACAUGAGGAUUAUCGUCAGCACGGAUAUCCUGACACCCAACGGACUGACCAUUGAUCACAAAGCAGAGAAGCUCUACUUUUCCGACAGAAGCCUCGGCAAGAUCGAGAGAUGCGAUUUCGACGGAUCCGCCCGAUAUGUCAUUGUCAAGUCAGAUCAAGGAAACUUCUACGGACUUGCCAUCCAUGCCGAUUUCAUUUACUGGUCAGACUGGGCUCGAAGGUCGGUGCUGCGCGCCGACAAAUUCACGGGCGGAGACGUCAAGGUGCUGCGAGCGGACGUCCCUCAUCAGCCCAUGGGAAUUAUCGCCGUUGCUAAGGAUACAAACAACUGUGAGCUCUCGCCGUGUCAACAUAUGAACGGAGGCUGCGGCGACCUCUGCCUCCUGACCGCCCAAGGGAGGGUCAACUGCACUUGCCGCGGAGAACGCGUCCUCCUCGAUGACAACAGAUGCAUUUCAAAAAAGUCAUCUUGCAACAUCCACAGCGAGUUUGAGUGUGGGAACGGAGAGUGCAUUAGCUACGAGCUCACCUGCGACGGAAUCGCGCACUGCAAAGAUAAAUCCGAUGAAAAGAUGCAGUACUGCGAUAACAGGAACUGCCGAAAGGGUUUCAAGCCGUGCUACAACCAACGCUGCGUGGACAACGGUCACUUCUGCGACGGGAUCGACGACUGCGGGGAUAACUCCGAUGAAGCUUUCUGCGCCAAUGUCACAUGUGGCCCAUCAGAAUUAGCCUGCAAGGAUGGGAGCUGCGUUCCCGUCCCCGCCUGGUGCAACCAGGUCAUCGACUGCGCCGAUGCCUCGGAUGAAAAAAAUUGCAACCACAGCGACUGCUCUCACUAUUACAAGUUGGGGGUGAAAGAAAAAGAUUUCAUCAGAUGCAACUCAACUUCUCUCUGCAUCCACCCUUCGUGGAUCUGCGACGGCGCCAACGAUUGCGGAGAUUAUGCCGAUGAGGCCGACUGCCAGGUUUCCCAUGAGCAGAAAUGUGAGGAAGGCCACUUUUCAUGUCCCGGUGGGAAUUGCAUCUCCAGUGUUUGGCUUUGCGAUGGCCAGAAAGACUGCGAGGAUGGCGCGGACGAAUUCCAGUGCGACUCGUCAUGCUUGUGGAACCAGUUUGCCUGCUCCAAGAAUAAAUGCAUCGCCAAACAAUGGCUGUGCGACGGCGAGAACGACUGCGACGACGGCCUCGAUGAGAGCGUGCAAAUAUGCGGCUCAGUGACAUGCGCUCCAGGGCUGUUCAGCUGCCCGGGAUCAUAUGCUUGUGUUCCGAAACGCUGGCUCUGUGAUGGCGAGAGAGACUGCCCUGAUGGGAGCGAUGAACUUUCUGCAGCUGGCUGUGCACCCAACAACUCGUGCGACGACAGCUCCUUUCACUGCCACAACAAAGCUUGCAUCCCCCAGCGAUUUGUCUGCGACCACGACGACGACUGCGGAGACGGAUCCGACGAGUCUGCGGAAUGCGUGUACCGCUCGUGCGGAUCGGGAGAAUUUCGCUGCGGGGACGGCCGCUGUCUUCUCAGCGCGCAGUGGGAGUGCGACGGCUACGCCGACUGCCCCGACCGCUCGGACGAACUGCCUCUCAACCUCAAAUGUCUGGCCGCAGGAAGUUUGUGCAACGGCUCCUUUUUCAUGUGCUCCAACGGACGCUGUAUUUCCGAGGGCAAUCUCUGCGACGGGAGAGACGACUGCGGCGACCAGUCGGAUGAGAGAAACUGCAACGUCAACGAGUGCUUGAAUCGACGAGUGAGCCGCUGCACGCAGGACUGCCAGGAUCUCGCUGUUGGCUACAAGUGCAAAUGCUGGCCCGGCUUCCGCUUGAAGGACGACGGCAGGACUUGCGUGGAUGUGGACGAAUGCUCCAGCAGCCUCCCCUGCAGCCAGCGUUGCAUCAACACCUACGGCUCCUACAAAUGCUUGUGCGUGGACGGCUACGAAGCCCUCCAGCGCAACCCGGACCUUUGCAAAGCUGCAUCAGCCGAAGAGCCUUUUCUCAUCAUGGCCGACCACCACGAGAUUCGGAAGCUGAGUGUGGAUGGCUCCAAUUACACCAUCUUGAAACAGGGCCUUAACAACAUCAUACAUAUCGACUUUGACUACAAGAAGGAAUUCAUCUAUUGGGUGGACUCGACCCGGCCCAGUGGGAGGAAGAUCAACAGGAUGCGACUCAAUGGCAGCGACCUUAAGAUUGUCCACAAAACAGCAGUUCCCAGCGCCUUGGCGGUGGACUGGAUCGGAAAGAAUCUUUAUUGGUGUGAUGCUGAGAAGAAAACGCUGGAGGUGUCCAAAGCCAAUGGUCUCUAUCCAACUGUGCUGAUCAGCUCCGGCCUCAAGAACCCCACCGAUCUCGCGCUGGACCCGCAAACCGGGUAUGUGUUCUGGGUAGACUGUUGCGAACCGCCGCACAUCGGCCGCAUCGGUAUGGACGGCCGCGAGCAAAGGGUCAUCGUGGACAAGGAGAUCUAUAGCCCCACCGCUCUCGCUAUCGAUUAUACCACCAAGAGGCUCUACUGGGCGGACGACAACCAUAUCCUUUUUGCCAAUAUGGAAGGCUUGCAGAGACACAAAGUGUCCUACGAUCACAUCCAAGGCGUAAUGGCGCUGACCUUGUUCGAGGACUUCAUCUACUGGACGGACGGCAAAUCCAAAUCGCUCCGGCGAGUUCACAAGACGAGCGGCGCUCAAGGGCUGGAGCUCCUCAACUCUUGGCAAGCCAUCAAAUCCAUCAAGGUCUACCACUCUCUGCGCCAGCCUGAAGUGGCCAAGCACCAGUGUCAGAUUGCAAACGGAGGUUGCAGCCACUUGUGUCUGCUCUCCCCCGGCGGGGGACACCAAUGCGCCUGCCCCAGUAAUUUCUACCUCGCUGCUGACAACAAGAGCUGCCUCUCCAACUGCACGUCCAGUCAGUUUCGCUGCGGGACGGAUGAGUGCAUCCCGUUCUGGUGGAAAUGCGACACGGUGGAUGAUUGCGGGGAUGGCUCGGAUGAACCUGCAGAUUGCCCGGAAUUCAAAUGCCAGCCGGGACGUUUUCAAUGCGGCACCGGUCUCUGCGCCCUUCCUCCUUUCAUCUGCGAUGGAGAGAAUGACUGCGGCGACAACUCGGAUGAAGCCAAUUGCGAGACAUACAUUUGCCUCUCAGGCCAGUUCAAGUGCAACAAGAAACAGAAAUGCAUUCCUCUCAAUCUGCGCUGCAACGGUCAAGACGACUGCGGCGACGGAGAAGACGAAACGGACUGCCCCGAGAGUACGUGCUCCUCGGAGCAGUUCCAGUGCAAGGCCUCCAUGCACUGCAUCUCCAAGCUGUGGGUCUGCGAUGAGGACCCCGACUGCGCCGACGGGUCAGACGAGGCUAAUUGCGAUGAAAAGACCUGCGGACCUCAUGAAUUCCGCUGCGAAAAUAACAACUGCAUCCCGGACCACUGGAGGUGUGACAGCCAGAACGACUGCGGAGACAACUCAGACGAGCAGAACUGCACACCCGUCACCUGUAACCAUAAAGACUUUGCCUGCGCAAACGGAGACUGCAUAUCCUCCCGAUUCCGCUGCGACGGGGAUUACGACUGUUUGGAUAAUUCGGAUGAGAAAGGCUGCGAGGCACACUGCGCCGAUGACCAAUUUCGCUGUCAUAACAACCUCUGCAUCUCCAAAAAGUGGCUGUGUGAUGGCCAGGAAGACUGCAAGAUGGGAGAGGAUGAGAGAAGCUGCCAUGGAACAGUGGCCCCUUCGUGUUCAGUGAACGAGUACGUGUGCGACAGCGGCGGCUGCGUGUCAGCCAGUCUGCGUUGCGACGGCCACGACAACUGCCUGGAUGGCUCAGAUGAGACCGGCUGCGUCAAAGAGUGCCGAGAAGAUGAGUUUCUGUGCCUGAACCGAGCGCACUGUAUCCCUCGACGCUGGCGUUGCGAUGGCGUUAUGGACUGCAUGGAUCACAGUGAUGAGGAAAACUGCAGCCCGGGUGCUUUCUUUUGCCGGGCUGAUGAAUUCAUUUGCAAUAACACCUUGUGCAAACUUCACACAUGGGUGUGCGACGGCAAGGACGACUGCGGCGACAACUCUGACGAAGACGCAGACAUGUGCGAAAAACUGGCCUGCCCUCCUACGAGGCCAUUCCGCUGCAGAAAUAAUCAUGUUUGCCUGCGUGCUGACCAAGUCUGUAAUAAAGUGGACGACUGCGGUGACAGUUCGGACGAAGAGGAGUGCGAAGUGGCGGCCGGAAGACCUCGACCUUGCGGGAAGACCGAGUUCACCUGCAGCAACCGUCGCUGCGUCUCCAUCCAGCUGCAGUGCGACCUCUUCAACGACUGCGGCGACGGCGGUUCCGAUGAGCAGGACUGCAAAGCCCUCUCCAGCGGCGAUGUCUGCGACAAGAAAACAAAUCCGUGCGGGGAGGACGCCAUCUGCAACCAGACCAACGCGAACGCCGUAUGCCGAUGCAAAGCGGGCUUCAAGAGGAACCAGAAGUCAGGACAGUGUGACGAGACAAACGAGUGUCUGCAGUUUGAUACGUGUCCACACUACUGCACAAACACCAAAGGAUCAUUCAAGUGCACGUGUGACCGAAAUUAUAAGGAGAUGGAAGGAAAUUGCAUUGCAAAAGGGCCAGAUGAUCGAGUGCUCUACAUAGCGAACGACACUGAAAUCCGAAGUUUCGCGUAUCCAUUUAACCAGAGCCACGGACACAAAGUGCUGGCACAAAUCGAGGACAAUGCUCGCAUUAUUGGGAUGGAUGCUUUGUCUCACCACCAUAAAUUCAUCUGGGCUACCCAAUUCAACCCCGGCGGAAUAUUUUACAAAGAAAGUACGGAAAGAAGUCAAACGAAGACAAACAUCCGAAACAUCUGUCCCGACUUUCGACGACCCCGAGACAUUUCCGCCGACUGGAUCACCGGGAAUAUCUACUGGACCGAUCACUCACGGAUGCACUGGUUCAGCUAUUACACGGCGCACUGGACCAAAUUACGCUAUUCCAUAAAUGUCGGACAACUCAAGGGACCAAAUUGCACACGCUUAAUUACCGACAUCGCCGGAGAGCCGUACGCCAUCGCUGUCAACCCCGUUCGAGGGAUGAUGUACUGGACCGUAGUGGGCGACCACUCUCAUAUCGAAGAAUCCGCCAUGGACGGUUCCUUACGCAGAGUGCUUUUGGAGAAGAACCUCAGGAGACCAACCGGGUUAGCCAUCGAUUAUUUCAAUCAACGUUUGUACUGGGCUGAUCCGGAGCUUUCGCAGAUUGGCAGCGUGAGAUUGGAUGGUUCCGACCCGCUGAUGACGAUCAAUGAGAGACAUGGCAUCUCCCAACCUUAUAGAAUCGAUUUAUUUGAAGAUUACAUCUACGGAACUGGCCUCAAGCAUCAAAUCUUCAGGAUUCACAAAUUUGCCAAACAGCCUGUGGAGUUUUUUAACUUGGGGGUGGAGAAGCCAACCAAUGUUUUGAUCUCCCACCGAUUCAAACACCAAGAUGCGUCAAAUCCGUGCCUGAGGAUGUCUUGUGAUUUCAUGUGUUUGCUCAACCCCACGGGUGCCCGAUGUACUUGUCCGGAGGGCAAAAUGCUGAUCAACGGCAGCUGUAGUGACGUCAACACCUCAGGUGAAUUAUGUCGUCCCCCCUGUGAGAACGGAGGCCGUUGCUUAGCCAAUGAGAAAGGAGACUGGAGGUGCUACUGCUGGCCCGAUUUCUCGGGCCAACGCUGCGAGGUCAACCACUGCACGGACUACUGCUUAAAUGGAGGAACCUGCACGGGCUCGCCGCUGGGUAAGCCUACUUGCCAGUGUCCUCUGGGCUUCUCGGGGCCGUUCUGCGAGAGGAGGAUAUGCGACAACUACUGUUUGAACGGCGGCACGUGUGACGUCACUGAGGGGAACCAGCCCGUGUGCCGCUGUUUGUCAGAAUACACCGGAGAGCGCUGCCUGUACCAUAUUUGUCACCACUACUGCGUCAACUCCAAGGCGUGCACGCUGUCCAGUAGCGGCUACGUGGAGUGCGUGUGUCCCGCCAGGUUUGAGGGAAACAAAUGCGAGGUGGACAAGUGUCUGCGGUGCCACGGCGCUCCGUGCCUCAUUAACGACGAGACGACAGAUGUGGUUUGCAAUUGCACCAACGGGCGAAUCGCGCCGAGCUGUCAACUGUGUGACGGAUAUUGCUACAAUGGAGGCACCUGUCACCUGGACCCCGACACCAACCUGCCUUUCUGUCACUGCACAUCAGGGUUCAAGAACCAACGUUGCGAUGAGCUGGCCAACCCCUGCGAUUACUUCUGUCAGAAUGAGGGGAUGUGCACAUUAACCGCUCUUAACAAACCCCGUUGCAAGUGUUCGACAAACUGGGCUGGAACGCAGUGUGAGAGACCUGCACCCAAAAGCAGCAGAUCAGACAAUACCACUGGAGGAAGCAUAGCCAUCAUUGUGCCUCUGGUCCUGCUGGUCAUCUUAAUCGUGAUGGUGGUGGCGGGUAUUUACAUCUGCAGACGAAAACAAAGGGGGAAACGUGUCCAAAGGCAGCCCAUGACCAACGGCGGAAUCAACGUGGAGAUCGGCAACCCGUCUUACAACAUGUACGAAGUGGACCACGACAACCACGCCGAUGCGGGCAGCCUGCUGCGACCCAGCUUCACGCUUGACCCUCAUAAGGGCUGGUGUGUCAAAUCCAGUGACGCUCGCACCUUGGGUAUCAAUUCGGUGCCCAAGGAGGUAAUCCCUGGACAGCCCAUGAAUUACAGCAACCCGGUGUAUGCCAAGAUGUAUAUGGACGGCCAAAACGGUCAGAAGCCGCUCAUCAAUAUCGACGAGAGAAGAGAGCUACUCCCAAAGAAAUUCGAGGGGAUUAUUCAUGAAACUGCUGCAUAGCCUACUUGACGCUUUCUACUUUUUUUUUUUUUAAGCCACGGUAUACAAUGUAGAACACAAAACACACAUUUUCUACAAAGCUUAUUUUGUUGUGUUUCCUCACGUCGCAUCACGUUGCUUUUUAACCUCCGUUCAACGGAAUGACACUUUAGGUGCAAAAAAAAAAAAUGUAUUCACCUUGCACAUUUUAAACGCUUUGAAUAUCUAUUUAGUGGGAAACGGAAGCUAUUUGAUCAAGUCAUUACGAAACGGUUUGGGGGAUUUUUUAUUUUUUUUAUUUUGGUUCAACCUCAAAACGUUCCACGACCCUCUGCUCGGAUUCAAGUGUUUUGAAUUGCCAUGAACUUAAUGCGUGGUUGUCACCACACCAAUAUGCUGUACAAAAACAAUGUUUCUUUUUGCUGAAAGAGACGGAAGCCCACCUUGAAUGUUCUCCGAUCAGAUCCCGUACUGUACGCUGAGAGGACGAAAUAGUGAAUAUCCUAUUUUUCUAAAGCUGGUGUCUUACAGUUUGUAUGUACGCAGCAGUUGUACCACAAAAGCUAGUCCACGCAAGAUUUAUCAUAGAUGAUAUCUGUUACUUUCCAAAAGGAGGAGGAUAAAUAUCAAGACUUUUUAUAAUUUUAUAUUUGAUUUGUAUGUGGUUUGACUGCUAUGUAUUUUGACAAAAUGUAUUAAAUGUAAGUAAUUUUUUAUAUAUAAAAUGUAAAUCAAUAUUGAAUAAAGGGGCUUUAUUUCCA